Messenger RNA from Portunus trituberculatus (swimming crab), 2754 nucleotides. Its product is annotated as chorion peroxidase-like. The transcript has 14 exons. NCBI's taxonomy places the organism in Eukaryota, Metazoa, Arthropoda, Malacostraca, Decapoda, Portunidae. Gene Ontology annotation, biological process: response to oxidative stress. The record is from RefSeq and is a predicted model, not a curated record. Bases 44 to 2470 code for a protein of 808 amino acids. Gene Ontology annotation, molecular function: heme binding; peroxidase activity.
CUGAAGCGUGCAUGCCGGAGAGUGGCAGCAAGCCCGGGAAAAUAUGGCUGAGGUCACACUAGUGUCGUUGUUCUCCAUCCUCAACCACUAUGUGCCCAUCGAGAACCCAUCUCCUGAGAGCCUCCAGUGCCAAGGUCCGCUGCCCCUGUACCUCCGUGAGCCUUUCUCUGUGACAACACGCCACGAUCACAAUCAAAAAGCUACCUCAGACUUCAUAAGUGCCAAAUUUCCACUCGUGGAUGACAUCGAGUCCCUCGGGACGUGGAGGGAUACGUUUAGUGAGAGUCGUCGCGCCUCUCAAACAGGAAACGGGUCUCCUCCUCAGCCGCCCCCGCACCCACGGAACCAAAGUGCACCCAGAUUAAGCUGGAAAUACAUACCCAACGACUUGUCCUCUUCCAUCAAUGAUAAAAAUUUAGAGAUUGCUUUCCAAGCCGGUCAUUCAGAGUUCAAUAAGGUAGUGACUUUGGAGCAAGUGUUAAAGAGGCAGAACCUGUCGCUGAGCAGGACAUCGCCGCCGAGUGUGCACCAGAGACUCUUCCGCCGCUCUCACCCGCUGGCCAAGAUCUACUCGGUGCUUGGCUACAUCAUGGACUACUGCACCAUCGUUAUCUCCCAAAUCCUACAAAGUGAAUCCUCGGUCGACGUGACGCCCCUUGAGCUGCAGCUGCUGGGUACAGUGGAUGCCUGUGAGACGCGGAGAGAGCGAGACGAGGAGGGCCCCUGCCACCCCGACAGGCGGUACAGGACCAUCAACGGCACGUGCAACAAUAUCGCCAAUCCCAGCUGGGGCUCUGCGUUCUCGCCUCUCCGUAGAAUCGUGCAAGCUGACUACGGAGACGGAGUGAUGAGCCUUCGUAGGGCACAGGACGGAAAGCCACUGCCCAGCGCUCGUCUGGUUAGUGCCACCAUCAACAGGAAUCGGAAAAGCGCCGCCACUUGCUUCUCUUUUCUCCACCUCACCUUCGGCCAGUUUGUUGACCAUGACAUCACCAGCACACCUGUCGCUAAGGGCGAGGACGAAGAAACCAUCCCUUGCUGCAUUGACGAGGUGAACAAGGACCCUAACCUGUUUCAUCCCGAGUGUGCGCCCAUCACCAUACCCGCCGAUGAUCCUUUCUACUCCACCUGGGGCGCCACCUGCAUGGAGUUCAUCCGCUCACUUCCAGCUGAGAGGUGCCUGAUAGGGCCUCGGGAGCAAGUGAACCAGAUAACAUCAUUCCUCGACGCGUCUAACGUUUAUGGAAGCACGGACGAAGACAGCGAGAACUUGAGGGAGGGAGAAGGCGGGCGACUGUUGGUGCAGGUGGCCAAGAACGGUGAGAGUCUGCUUCCCCCUUCCACUGACCGCGAAGACGGAUGCAACGACGAGGAAAAGUUCAGGCAGGAUGAAUUUUGCUUUAUUGCAGGUGACGAUCGCGUGAACGAACAAGUAAUGCUGACGCUGAUGCACACUGUUUGGGUCCGCGAGCACAACAGGGUGGCGAGACAACUAGAGGCGCAGAACCCAUCCUGGCCAGACGACCUAUUGUUCCAGGAGGCUCGGCGCAUAGUGGUGGCGGAGAUGCAGCACAUUGUGUACAACGAGUUCCUGCCAGGAGUGUUAGGGAGAGACCUCAUGGAAAGGCUGGACUUGUUGCCGCAGAAGGACGGACGGAAGACUAACAAUUAUAACCCAAACAUUAGUCCCACAAUCUCCAAUGAAUUCUCUACAGCGGCUUUCCGUUUCGGCCACAGCAUGAUUACAGAUAAUAUUCUGGAGAUCAACAAGGACGGAAAGAAAGCAGCCCAAGAAGUAAGCGAGGUCUUGUUCCAGCCUUUCUUUCUGUACGCCGCUAACUCCACCAAGAGACUGCUAAAGGGAAGCGUGUCCCAGAACGUACUCAAAGUGGAUCCAUUAUUUACUGAAGAGGUGACCGGGAAGCUGUUUCGGGGAGACAAGCAGUUCGGGAUGGACUUGGUGGCGCUCAACCUGCAGCGGGGACGGGACCACGGCAUCGGCUCUUAUCUAAGGCUACGUGAGGCGUGCGGUCUGGCCCCCGUAAGGACAUUCUCUGAUCUAAUACCGCACCUUUUGCCUGGAGCCGAAGAGCAACUAAGGAAGGUGUACAGAACAGUGGAGGAUAUUGACCUGUUUGCGGGAGGAGUAUCGGAGAAACCCAUUGAAGGAGGCCAGGUGGGGCCGACCUUUGCCUGUAUCAUCAGUGACCAGUUCCUGAGACUGAAGAUUGGAGACCGCUACUGGUAUGAGGAGGAAGGACCAGGAGCAUUCACGAGAGACCAACUGAGGGAGCUACACCGCGUCUCCUUGGCCCGUAUCAUGUGUGACAACGUCCUGGGCACACACACCAUAGCGCGCUGGCCCCUGCAGGUGUCCUCAGCCUUCAACCCUCAGAUAUCCUGCCAAUCUGACUGCAUUCCCUCCAUUAACUUCGAUUUCUGGCAAGCUGAUGAGUACAGAAAGUCUUGAGGGGUUUACUUCUCACAAUCUGAUGACUUGCUGAUCCUGGACCUAUCGCCGCACCGCCGCCACGGACAAGGGGACGUCUCUCUCUCUCUCUCUCUCUCUCUCUCUCUCUCUCUCUCUCUCUCUCUGCCUUCACCGCUGCUGGUCGACACAAGUGUUUGAGUGAGUAUUGCACUUUCCGGGAUGUUUUGGAGGACCGCAGCUGAAAAGGGACCUCCGGGAUGUACUAUUUUUUGGGGAAAAUGUGAUGUGAAAAGUCAAAUAAAAGCUUGCUUCCAAAUUUCCAA